UACCGCAACGUUUCAGACAAUUAAAAAAAUGUUCUAGAAGUUAUAUGGACAAUCGUAAAGCGGCAAUGUUAAAGUUUUGGGUAGUGCUUGUAGUUUUGUUACAGUUCUGUUACGGCCGGAAAAACAAAGUCCUUCCGUGGGAAACGGAUACGAUAACCACAGUCGCUUACAACAGAGCUGAGGGUUUCUUGAAUGAGUUUGCAGGCAACUUUUGUGCCGAGAAAGAUUCUAAGUGCUUCCUGCCAAUAACCACAAACAAGAAAAUCGUAGGAUAUGAAGAUAUAAUACUGCGGUGUUGUGUAAAGAACCAAAGAUGUAAUAAGACAUACAAAAAGUGUACAAAUAUUAAAUAAAGAAUUUUUCCUAUUAUGGAUACUUA
Molecule: messenger RNA, 379 nt
Organism: Homalodisca vitripennis (glassy-winged sharpshooter)
Lineage: Eukaryota; Metazoa; Arthropoda; Insecta; Hemiptera; Cicadellidae
Exons: 2
Coding region: 45-353 (102 amino acids)
Source: RefSeq, a predicted model, not a curated record